Messenger RNA from Varanus komodoensis (Komodo dragon), 4055 nucleotides. RefSeq names its product interferon gamma receptor 1 (gene IFNGR1). The record is from RefSeq and is a predicted model, not a curated record. The coding region runs from base 107 to 1384 and encodes 425 amino acids. Gene Ontology annotation, molecular function: cytokine binding; cytokine receptor activity. Gene Ontology annotation, cellular component: membrane. NCBI's taxonomy places the organism in Eukaryota, Metazoa, Chordata, Lepidosauria, Squamata, Varanidae. The transcript has 7 exons.
GGGCGGCGGAAGCGUAGGCGGCAGGCAGGCGGCAGGCAGGCAAGCACGGCUUGUCUCGCCUCGUGCGUCCCCCCUCCGCCCCCUGCCCCCUUCGACUGGAAAGAAGAUGGGGAUCGCGGAGCCCUCGGUCGGUGUCGUGGGGGUCCUUCUCGCGCUCUCGCUGUGGGCACCCUUCGGCGAGCCUGGCGCGCUGGGAGCGGCGCCGGAAGUGCCUCCACCAGUGAAUGUUAUGGUAGAAUCCUAUAACUUCAACACCUCUGUAUGCUGGGAUUAUCCAAACAUAACCUCAAAGCCGCUUUUUUCUGUGGAAGUCCAUAAGUAUGGCAAGAACUUGUACAGAAAAGUGGAUACCUGUGUGAACAUAUCCCAGCACUGUUGUGAUCUUACUCACACAAUUCAAGGAACUGUCCCUUUUUGGGUGCGAGUUAAAGCUCUUGUUGGAAUCCAUGAAUCACAAUAUGAAGAGUCUAAGGACCAAUUUUACCUAUACAGGCAUGUUCGAAUAGGACCACCAGAACUUCACUGCAGCCUUAAUGGUAAUCAUAUCCAAGUUGAACUUAAACACCCUCGCACACCAUUUCACAAGAAAUCUGUAUAUUCAUACUUGAGCGACUUCACCUACGAUGUGUUUUUUUGGGAACGUGGACACUCAGAAAAGCGUCAUAAAGUUAAUCUAGAUGGAUGCACCCGCAAAAAAUGUACCAUAAAUCUUACCAUUUCCUCUUGGAAUACCGUAUACUGUGUUUCAGCUGUUGGUCAUUCAAUGAUGUAUUUACUGAAGGGUGAGAAAUCAGAAGAAAGCUGCAUUGAGAUUCCUCUUAAAUCAUCAGGUUUGACUACACCUAUAGUUGUUGGCAGCGUUUGCUUAAUUGUUUUGGCAAUAGUUCUCAUAAUAGCCUACACAAAAUUGAAGAAGAGAAAAAUUCAGCUUCCAAGAUCUCUGCUUGCUGUGGUGAAGGGUGUCUCUCUCGAGACAAAACCAGAAAGCAAAUAUAUCUCUGUUAUAACUGAAGUCGAUAAACCAGUAUCACCAGAGAGUGAAGAACGCAAAUCAGUGGAAGAGUUUAAGGCCACUUGUGCCAAAGAUGAAGAUGCUGAUGGUUGUCAAAGAGCUUUAAGUAAGGGAGGAGAGUUAAGUAACCCAGAAGGAACAGUUGAGGAAAUCCUCGAAGAUGAACAAAACCCUGAAGACAAUGUCAAUUAUUUCAAAUCUGUUAGUGGCCAAGGAGAGAGCUCUAACAGUCUUCCAAUUCUGGAUCUUUCUGAAGCUGAGAUGCAACAACCCACAGUACAAGAAAACUUCAUGAAGGUAUCUGGGUAUGACAAGCCCCACUGGAAAAGUUCAGAUUCUGGGGAAGAAUUACUCAUUACAGAGUCCAGGUGACAGGCCAGAAGCCUAAGAGAUGCAUUUAUUUUAUGAAAGAACAUUAUCAACGUGUGAAAAGUACAUUGUUUCACAAAUGACAUUGCCAGGGUCUCUUUAGCACUGAAACCAAUGAGAGUUCAAAUGAGCUUAACAUAACGUAGACCUGCAUGUCCUGAUGCCAAAGAAGUCACUGCGGCUACAGUCCUAUAUACCAUAUAAACUUAUGGGAGUAAGUGUUGGUGCAUUCAGAUGUAUUAAUCAGCAGACGGGACAAACAACAUAUUAACAUUUUCUUAGCUUUUGGAGCCAUCAUUUUCAUCUGCUAAACGCGUGGGGAUCUACAUGUGAGAGAUGUACUAUGCAGAACUUGGAGUGCUAGCCAGUACUGGGAUGCACAGUCUGCUGGCAAAUUUAUAAAUCUCUAGGUUGGUCACUGUCUCCAAUUACAGGAGUUCCCAGCCUUUUUGGACCCACGGGUGCAUUUGAGUAUAUGAGAAAGCCCCAUGAGCACCACUGACUCCUAUAGAGGAUGUAGCUAGUCAUGUAAUGGCUGCUGUGGGCACCUGGCUAGUCAAAGAACAAGUAAUUGAUUACAAGCAGAGAAGGGGUCUGAACUCCAAAAUUAGUCCAUGUAUUGGUUUGCACAGAAGCCUAGCAAAAUGCCCAUUUCAGGUUACAAUCAUACGGGUGCUUAUAUGGAAGUAUAUGGGAAUUACCUGAAGAGUAGGUGUACCCAGGAUUCUUUUGCUAAUCCUAGUCACACACAUCUUUCUUAAAAGGUUUCCCUGCCUCAGUCCAGGCCAAACUACUCCAAGACCCAUCUGGUGCUCCUAGCUACUCUGCUUCCAUCGGAGCCCUCUUCCAAGAAGAGGCUUUUUGUUUGUGCAAGGGAAGACGCUGGGAAUGGAGAGAAGAAGAGCUGGGCUAAGGGCCCGGAGGAAGAAAUAAAAGGAUGAGAAGGAACAAAUGGUAGAAGCUAUAGACUGGGAAGGGAAGCUACGGACUAUUUCUCUCACUGGGAGAAUAGUGAGAGAAAGAGGAAGUCUAGAUGCUCAGAGCAGGAGAAACUGUGAAGUAAUGAAGGGGAAGAGAAACAGCUAACUGAUUACUGGAGGGAAAUGGCAAGGCAAAGGGGCAGAAGGGAGAAAAAGGCAAGGCAGAGGGAUUUGGAGGAGGCCAGCACCUGGGAGGGGAGAGAUUGCCAAUGGGAAAGGAGUGGCUGGAACAUUGGGCAGGGCCAGGAAGCGGUGCUUUCCUUCUGCUCCUGCCUUGCUGAGCAGGUAAUGGGCAUCAGGUUCAGGGUGAGCAAGGAGAACAUGGUGCUCUAACGUCUUUCAUGCCUUUUAAAAUAAAAAAAAUAAAAAUGUUAAAGACGAGAGAGCAUAGUUCACCUUUUCUUCCUAGAAAAAUGCAGAAAGGAAAUUAUAAUACCAUUUAUAACCAGACAGUGGUAAGCACAUCCUAGUCGUUCCUAGCAUUUCUAGGUAGCGCUUGGAAAGCUCCUUGAAUUUAUGUAGUAAAUAUGAUAAAUAGUUAAGAUUAUAUGGCAAAUAUUUCAUUCUUAUGGAGGCAUCCUAAUAUAUUCAUGGGAGUCUGUUUUCCAACAUGUAUUUCUAGAUCAAUAUGCAGUGUCAAUGCUUUCCUCUUUUCUAAAGUGUGUCAAUUUAUACUUUUUGCCAUAAGAGGAAUUAGUGGGCAUUCAAAGCUACCAACUGUGUGUAGAGUCCUGACAUUUGAGAGUCAGUGUGGUAUAGUGGUUAAGAGUGCUGGGCUGGGACUCGGGAGAUUGGAGUUAUAUCCCCCACUUGGGCAUGAAGCUCAGUGGGUGACCUUAGGUCAGUCACUGACACUCAGCCCAGCCUACUUCACAGGGUUGUUGUGGGAAUAAAAUGGAAGGAACAAGUAAGCUGCCUUGGGUUCUUGGCUAACAGAAGACUGAUUUAACACCUCUGUCUGGGUAGUAGGUAAUAAGGAUAAUUUCUGAUCCAGUGUGGCUCAGCUAUUCUUUGCUUUGGCUUGGUUGACUGAAUUGAUGAAAUGUGCCUGGUAUUGUGCUAGAGAUAAACCACUUUCCUUUGUAUUUGCAAAGACUGGGAACUACAACACUGUGAAAUGGAGAAUAUUUGAACUAGGAAGCUAAUUACACCAGCCUUUCCUUGUUUCGCUUAGUUUGAGUAUCCAUUGCUGAAAGGUAUUAUGAGCAAUAGAUUAGCAGUAAUGCAUCUACCAAAUUGCAUUUUUAUUUCAUUGACAGGAAGGGCAAACUUUUAAAAUCUGAUAAAAGAUACAGCUCACUUGGAAAAAACCUGAUAGAAUGACAGCAACACACCAGAUGCUACAGCCUCAUAAAUUAGGAAAAGAUUAUGCAUAGCCAGCUGUAUCAUAUAAAUGCCCAGUUUUUUAUACUGCACCAUGACUCUUGGUGUUCAUCGUAUGGUCUAGCAUCUGGUCAGCCCAGUCCACCUCCUAUAUAUCUGCACUAAUCAGACAAGAAUUUGUUGUUAUUUAUGUUCAGUACUGUCUCCCAGCUUGGGUUGCUCUUAGUCUCAUCUAGUUAUACUAAGAUGAGAUGUGCUGCAAUGCUCAGAAAAAAGAAGGAAGCAUAGCAAAAUGGCAAGUGAGCAAAAAGAAGCCAAGCAUGAACUGGUGCCAAAUGGAGAAAGUAUUAAACCUGUAACUUCUAUGUCAA